Pogonomyrmex barbatus (red harvester ant) is the source of this 2822-nucleotide messenger RNA. Its product is annotated as cytochrome P450 305M2. NCBI's taxonomy places the organism in Eukaryota, Metazoa, Arthropoda, Insecta, Hymenoptera, Formicidae. Gene Ontology annotation, cellular component: cytoplasm; intracellular membrane-bounded organelle. Gene Ontology annotation, biological process: xenobiotic metabolic process. Gene Ontology annotation, molecular function: oxidoreductase activity, acting on paired donors, with incorporation or reduction of molecular oxygen, reduced flavin or flavoprotein as one donor, and incorporation of one atom of oxygen; heme binding; iron ion binding. The record is from RefSeq and is a predicted model, not a curated record.
AAAUGAAAUAAAUGUUAAAACACAAAAAGACAUUAGAAAAGAUAAAAUGCAAUAAGUAACGUAAAUUUUGGAAGGGGCACUUUAAGUUAAGAUAAUUCUAGAUAAUCGCUUAGAACUUAAAGAAUAUAAAUUGCAAAAGAACUGUGCGUACGUUCUUCUAAGCACGUAGUUCAAAGUCUAUUGUCUACAUAUACAUAUAUUGUCGAGGCAACUUUUAUUUGGAACCACAUCGUAGGCUACUAAGGCAAAUAAGUAAAAUAAGUUACAUUUACUCGUUACAUUAACUUACAUCGGAAGAUGGACGUGGCAUUUGAAAGAAAUCUUUUCGUACGUUCUGAGUACCAAUCAUGUCAACUUUUCUUCCCGAAAGUGAAAACUUUUUCCAUCAUUUUCAAUAGGAAAAACUUCACUUUUCACAUGUUUGCUUUAAGAAAAAAAAAAAAAAAAUUAACAUAUUGCUUGGUACUUUAAUCAUUUUCAACGAUAAUCCGAUUUUUCAACAACUCGUUUAAAAUCUGGGUUACGGUGUGUGACAUCUUGCGUGUAGAUCCUGAUCCUGAGAAUCGACACUUUGCUUUACAUUUUCGCGUCAAGAUUCGCGCGAGUAAGUAACAUUACGGAGAUCUAACAGGGGAAUUAAGCUUCUUAACGCGCGCAGAAAUGCCUUGAAGAGGAAUUCAGUGUUAUUGCCCGGAUGCGACUGAUGAUUAUCCGGCCAGUUGCACAAGAUUGCAAUUUGCACGUGACGAAUAGAUUUCGUCGCCGUGAGUCUGUGAUACAAGGUCGCAUUCCGGUGUGUGCCAUCACUUCUGUAUCAUCUCUUAUCAAAAUAAAAACGUGGACGCUAACGAUUGGGCUAAAUCGAUACCAAGCCCGGAAGAUCCGUUUCUUAAAACUCAUCUACGGAGCUACACAACCGCAGAACUCAACGAUCUAUUUCGGGAGGAACACAGCCGAUCUUCGCGUGAAGGAAAGAACAAGGCAUAAUGAUCGUGGUCGUGGUGACAGUGGUGAUCUUGACUCUUUUUCUUAUUACUGCGUUACGACAGAGAUCGAACUGUCCGCCAGGUCCCUUUCCCUGGCCAUUUAUUGGAAAUCAAUAUUAUUUACAAAAAUUGUCACGUGAACUUGGCGGACAGCACUUAGCCUUUCAAUAUCUCAGCAAAAAAUACAACAGUGGCAUCCUAAGUUUACGGUUGGGUAAUCAGGAUAUAAUCGUUGUCACGGACAGCAAAAUAAUUCAUGAAAUAUGUGUCACCGAAGAAUACGAUGGGCGUCCUUGGAACGAAUUUACAAAAUUACGAAACAUGGGACUGAGGAAAGGAAUCACGAUGAACGACGGCCCGGAGUGGAGAGAAUUGCGUCAUUGGACGGUACGCACCCUGAGAAAUGUUGGUUUCGCCAAGCGGGAAAUGAUGGAACUGCUCGUGGAUGAGCUCGCGAUCAUCCUGGAGAAAUUGAAGAGCAACAACGUGCAGUGUAUACGACCUGUGAUUGCGCCCGCUGUGAUAAACGUUCUUUGGAUGCUGGUCACAGGGAAGCGGCCAUCCGAGGAUCUUUCAAGGUUGCAGACUUUCAUAAAUCUGUUGGAGCGCCGUGCUCAAUGUUUCGAUAUGACCGGCGGACUUUUGGCCAGUUUCCCCUGGCUACGUUACAUCGCGCCGGAAAUGUCGGGAUACAAUCUCCUCGUUGCAUUGAACAAUGAGCUCAAGGACUUCGUAAUAGAUACGAUCAACGAGCAUAAAAAACGAUACAUUAAGGGAAGCGAAAUGGACUUCAUCGAUAUGUUCCUUUAUGAGAUGUACUCGCAGCAAGACAAUAUCGUAUUUUCAGACGAGAAUCUGCUCGUGACGCUGAUCGACUUUUUCAUCGCUGGCACGAAUAAUACGGCGGCGACAUUGGACAUUCUCUUCUUGCAGAUGGCCAAUUAUCAGGACGUGCAGCGUAAACUACACGAGGAGAUCGACACCGUGAUUGGUUCCAGAUUUCCCGUUAUAGAGGACAGAGUGAAAAUGCCAUUUACUGAGGCGAUAUUAACCGAAAGCCAACGUCUAUGGCUCGUAACACCUAUAAUCGGACCACGUCGCGUUCUCGCCAAUACGAUUCUCGAUGGCUACAAGAUACCGAAGAAUGCCAUUAUUCUUAUGGACGCAUAUUGCAAUAACAUGAAUCCAGAAUUUUUCCCCGAACCGACUUCAUUUAAACCAGAGAGGCACAUUCUUAAGGAUGGCACUCAUAAACCACACGAAAAUAUUUUAUUAUUUGGAAAAGGAAAGAGGAGAUGUCCCGGAGAAGCUUUGGCAAGAUCGGCUAUGUUCUUAUUGUUCGUUGGGGUAAUGCAAAAGUAUCGGCUGCUUCCGAUGCCAGGUGAAAAAUUUAUUAAAAUGGAAUUAAGCGCCGGAUUGACAAUUGCACCAAAGCCUUAUGAAAUGUUAAUUCUUCCAAGAUAAAAUUUCGUUUAACAAUAUUUAUCUAACGAAAUAAAAAGUACCUAGGUUCUUGUUUGAAAACAAUUUUAUCAAAAAUCAACACAUUUUGACAAAAGUUAUAUCAUUUUAAUUGAUUUUGUUAUGUUUUCCAUUUGUAAACAUUGAUUAGAGAAAAAAAGGAGACAAACAGAACUACAAUUGUAACAUAUUUUAUGUAAGAAGUUUUUCAUAUAUUUGUUUUUUAAAUAUUAGCUAAUGUAUACAGAGUGGUAUACCCUAUAAAAAGUAUAAAUAUAAAAAGUAUAAAAAUUUACUGCAGUGAUGUUAAGUUAUGUAUGAAUGUAAAAACAUUGACAUUGUUAAUGAUUAAAAAAUUAUAUAUGAUAUAUUAAA